Boleophthalmus pectinirostris (great blue-spotted mudskipper) is the source of this 8273-nucleotide messenger RNA. It is a transcript of the gene scrib, whose product is annotated as scribble planar cell polarity protein. The transcript is spliced from 46 exons. Gene Ontology annotation, cellular component: postsynaptic density; adherens junction; postsynaptic membrane. The coding region runs from base 850 to 6888 and encodes 2012 amino acids. Gene Ontology annotation, biological process: neurotransmitter receptor transport, endosome to postsynaptic membrane; neurotransmitter receptor transport postsynaptic membrane to endosome. Gene Ontology annotation, molecular function: protein binding. Lineage: Eukaryota; Metazoa; Chordata; Actinopteri; Gobiiformes; Gobiidae. The record is from RefSeq and is a predicted model, not a curated record.
CUGCCCAUGGGCCUGCCUCAUCCAGGGGUGGGAAGGAAGCGCGACUCCUCAGCUCCUGCUCUCCGCUGGCGCUUCACUUACGGAGUGAUUGAAGAAAGAGACGGACGAUUUCAUUUAUGGCACAUGUAGGAUAUUAUGAGGACGUCUCGAGAAGAAAUCAGAAGGUGUUUUUCACAGCCCAGAAGUGAAGAAGUGUUGGUAAAGACCGCUAAAGCUGAGCACAAAGACGUUCAGUGAGCUGCUAGCUUUCGAUAGCUAACGUGAACCACAACGGGCUUAUUAACAACAGUCGCAGUGGAUAAAGAUAUCGCGUUGUAGUCGAUUGAGGGCUUUUAUCUAGUUUUAUGAUAAGUUUAAUUACACCUGUACGUUUUAAUUGGGAGCACAACGAUGGCUUGUUUCAGCUUUAUCCAUUGACUGAAUGAUCUCUGCAUAGCUGGGCAUGUUCUGCUAGUCAAUGCUGAGCUUCAACGUGAAACCAGGAUGUGGUACUAGCAAAACACGCAUUGUUGAUCUAAUGUGUUUGGACAUUUAUAGUGUGAGCGAUAAAGUGUCUUUGGAGGAGUUUUUUCGUGUGGGUUGUGAUUCCCCUGCGGAUGGAGUAGAUCUCUUACUACCUUGCACCUGAACUGAAACCGGGAUACAACCAACUCUUCUGAGGGAUUAUUUUGUACCUAACAGCUAAGUGGAUUUCGGCCUCCUGUUCAGGUUCGUCGUGGGAGCACCGUAAUUGUUUUGACUUGGGUCAGGCCGUUUCUGCAUUGUUCUUUCUCCCAGCGGACAUCCCUCUUCACCUCCGAUGCGGAGAAUUCAGUAGCACCGGCAACCACGACCCCCAGGCGGCCGGACAUGCUCAAGUGUAUCCCCCUGUGGCGGUGCAAUCGCCACGUAGAGUUGGUGGAUAAGCGGCACUGCAAUCUGCAGACGGUCCCCGAUGAGAUAUACCGCUACAGUCGCAGCCUGGAGGAGCUGCUCCUUGAUGCCAACCAACUCAAAGAACUACCCAAGCCUUUCUUCAGACUACUAAACCUCCGGAGGCUUGGACUGAGUGACAAUGAGAUCCAGAGACUUCCUCCAGAGGUGGCCAACUUCAUGCAGCUGGUGGAACUGGACAUUUCCCGAAAUGACAUUCCUGAGAUCCCUGAGAGCAUUAAGUUCUGCAGAGCCCUGGAGAUCGCAGACUUCAGUGGAAACCCCCUCUCCAGAUUACCAGAGGGUUUCACUCAACUCCGUACACUGGCUCACUUAUCUCUGAAUGAUGUGUCUUUGCAGACAUUGCCCAACGACAUUGGAAACCUGGCCAAUCUGGUAACGUUGGAACUCAGGGAGAACCUGCUCAAGUCACUUCCCACGUCACUUUCCUUCCUGGUGAAACUGGAACAGCUGGACCUUGGCAGUAAUCAGCUGGAAGUAUUGCCUGACACACUUGGUGCUCUGCCCAAUCUGAGAGAGCUGUGGCUAGACCGAAACCAGCUGUCUGCAUUACCACCAGAGCUUGGUAACCUGAGGAGACUGGUGUGUUUGGAUGUGUCUGAGAACCAUGUGGAGGAGCUGCCCUCAGAGCUCAGCGGCCUUAUUGCUCUCACUGACUUGCUGCUCACACAGAACCUGCUGGAGGUGGUCCCGGACAGCAUAGGCUCCAUGAAGCAACUGUCCAUUUUGAAGGUGGACCAGAACAGACUGACACAUCUAACAGACUGUAUAGGGGAGUGUGAAAACCUCACAGAACUUGUCCUGACAGAAAACCUCUUACAAUCACUUCCUCGCUCACUGGGCAAGCUUAAGAAGCUGACCAACCUGAAUGUAGACCGCAACAGACUAAGUGGUAUUCCCAAAGAACUAGGGGGCUGUGCCAGCCUUAAUGUCCUCUCACUCAGAGAUAACCGCCUGGCCAAACUGCCUGCUGAGCUUGCAGAUGCCACUGAGCUGCAUGUCCUGGAUGUGGCUGGGAACAGAUUACAAAACUUGCCUUUUGCUCUAACAAACCUCAACCUCAAAGCCAUGUGGCUGGCAGAGAAUCAGUCACAGCCGAUGCUCAAGUUCCAGACAGAGGACGAUGAGAAAACUGGAGAGAAAGUGUUGACAUGCUACUUGUUGCCACAGCAGCCCUCUCCAAGCCUAGAGAACCUGCUGCAGAACAGUGUGGAUGAUAGCUGGACAGACAGUAACCUCAACAGAGUGUCAGUCAUUCAGUUCCAGGAGGAGACCAAAGCAGAGGCAGAGGAUGAUGAUGACGCAGAGCGAAGAGGCCUUCAGCGCAGAGCCACGCCACAUCCCAGUGAGCUGAAGGUUAUGAAGAAGGUAAUUGAAGAGAGAAGACAUGAAGCCUACACGUCGAAACCCGAUGGAGAAGAUGACGACACAGACUCGCAUGAGAAACGUCUGAGUGACAUAUCCAACCAGAGCCAUGAGUCACAGGUGUCCAACAGUACUGCGUCUGCUGCCUCACACGAGGACAGGAGUGAUGUCCCCACGGCCCCGCACAGAGACAUGGUGGACGGACACGGUCACCAUCACGAGGAGGAGCUAGACGAGAUGGAGGUGGAGUACAUCGAGCCAACCGUGCACUUUGCAGAGGAACCCAUCAUUCGUGGUGGUGAGGAGGACGAGGAUGAGGACGGGGAAGUGGGAAGCGACGAGGAAGAUGAGCGGCCCCCUUUUCCAGCUGAGAAACAACGUCUUAUCAGAAAAGACACGCCACACUACAAAAAGCACUUCAAAAUCAGCAAGCUGCCCAAACCAGAGACUGUAGCUGCUCUGCUCCAGGGCUUCAGUCCCGAUGGGGUCAACUCUGCCAAUCAGACAGUGGACAAUGACCAGGAGGAGGAGGAGGAGGAGGAGGAGGAGGAGGAAGAGCAAUCUUUCAGCACCACCCAAAAUAAUCAAAGAAUAGAUGAGGAAGAUGGUAGAAAUCAGGUCAACUCCAGUCAAGUGAAGGGGGUGUCAUUUGAUCAAGUCAAUAAUCUGCUGAUUGAACCUGCUCGAAUUGAGGAGGAAGAGUACACCUUGACCAUCCUGAGGCAGACUGGAGGCUUAGGAAUCAGCAUUGCUGGGGGAAAAGGAUCUACCCCUUAUAAAGGAGAUGAUGAGGGAAUCUUUAUUUCUCGAGUAUCAGAAGAAGGACCUGCUGCUAGAGCUGGUGUUAAAGUGGGAGACAAACUACUAGAGGUCAAUGGGGUGGACCUCCAUGAAGCAGAACACCACACCGCGGUAGAGGCUCUGCGUAGUUCAGGGACUUCAGUUUCCAUGACGGUGAUCAGGGAGAGGAUGGUGGAGCCGGAGAACGCCAUCACCACCACUCCACUGAGGCCAGAGGACGACUACUUUCCCCGUGAAAGGCGGAGUAGUGGGCUAGGCUUCAAUGUGGAUAGCGCCCCCAGUGGUCCGCGCCAGCGCCUGACCACCUGUCUCAUCCGCAAUGACAAGGGCCUUGGCUUCAGCAUCGCAGGGGGCAAAGGCUCCACACCAUAUAAACAAGGAGAUACAGGCAUCUACAUCUCUCGGAUAGCAGAAGGUGGAGCAGCACACAGAGACAGCACUUUGAAAGUUGGCGACAGAGUCCUCUCUAUCAAUGGUGUAGACAUGACAGAGGCCAGACAUGACCAGGCAGUAGCGCUCCUUACUGGCACCUCCCCCACUAUCGCUCUGGUGGUAGAGCGCGACCUCAACCCCCCCUCUCCAGGACAGAACCGGGCCCGCGCCCACUCCCCGCCUCCCCCAGAGCCCUCGGACUCUCCUGACCAGGACGAGCAGGGCACACACCUGGGCCGCCUGGAGGAUGAGUACCCCAUAGAGGAGGUGACUUUGGUUAAGUCAGGUGGUCCCCUCGGUCUAAGCAUUGUUGGAGGGAGUGACCACGCCAGCCAUCCAUUUGGUAUCAAUGAACCUGGAGUUUUCAUCUCAAAGGUCAUUCCUCAUGGUCUGGCUUGUCAAAGUGGGCUUCGUGUUGGGGACAGGAUUUUAGAAGUCAACACGAUCGACUUGCGUCAUGCUACACAUCAGGAGGCAGUGCGUGCCCUGCUGGCUAAUAAACAACAGAUCCGAAUGUUGGUGCGACGGGAUCCCUCUCCACCAGGAAUGCAGGAGGUGGUCAUUCAUAAACAGCCUGGAGAAAAGCUGGGCAUCAGUAUUCGAGGUGGAGCCAAAGGCCAUGCAGGCAAUCCCUUUGACCCCACAGAUGAGGGGAUCUUUAUCUCCAAGGUGAGCUCCACUGGCGCGGCUGCUCGAGAUGGCCGUCUGGACGUGGGCAUGAGGAUUCUGGAGGUGAACAACCACAGCCUGCUGGGCAUGACCCACACUGAGGCUGUGCGUGUACUCCGCUCAGUGGGAGACUCUCUGGUGAUGCUGGUGUGCGAUGGCUUUGACCCAGGGAAGGUGACUGCAGUAGAGGCUUCUCCUGGGAUAAUUGCAAACCCAUUUGCCGGAGGUAUUGUCCGAAAGAACAGUUUGGAGAGUAUCUCUUCCAUAGACAGAGACCUCAGCCCUGAGGAGAUGGACAUCAUACAGAAGGAGGUGGAGAUGGUGAGGGAGACUUCUCAAUGGGAGCGCGAGGAGAUGGAAAAAGUGGAGCGUAUGCGUUUGGAGCGAGAGGAGGCAACUCGCCUGCUAGAAGAAGAGACGGAGAAUAUUGGACCUGGGCCGCUAAAACUUGACUACAAAACCCUGGCGGCUCUUCCAAUGACCAGCUUACAGAAGGUCAACAGGGUAAGUCAGCAUCUGCUUCUGACUGCUCCCAUGGCAGCCCCUCUUCAGGCCAAGUAUGUUGCUCCUAUAGACCCUCUGGGGUUUGACUUGAGGCACUCCCUGGUGGAGCAGGAGUCCUGCCCCAGCCUCAGCUCAGACCAGGAUUACCUCUUUCCUAAUGGGACGUCUGCCUCUGUAAGUGAGUGCUCCAUCACCACUCUGGACUCCUCAUGUGCUCCUGACGAGGAGGAGUGCUUGGUGGAUUCUCAGCCAAUGUGCUUCAAAGAGAAUCCAUUCUUGGUGGCCAACCGCAAGGGCAAAGGCCUCCCACCGGGUCAGCGAAUCCUGUCUGGACCUCCAGUGGGCUACGGUAAACCAGGCCAACUACAGCCAUGGCUCCACAGCAAGGCACCAUCUGGUGAUUACACCAGGACUGAGAGUCCCGUCAGAGAAGCCCCUUAUUCUCCUACUGUACAGCCUGCAAACAUUCAUUACACUUCCACCCCCACUGCCAAGGACAACUUUUUAUCAUCCACACGACCAGGUGCCAUCCAGCCAGUGGGGCGUGUGCGGCCGACUACCUCUCCUGGCACUCCGGACGGCCACAGCCCUAACCCUUUUCAGCAUGGCCCCUCCCCAUUCAACACCCCGACCUCUCCUCGCGCCCCCUCCCCCACAUCGCCCAACGAGUUCCCCCUGAACGUCAAACAGGCAUACAAGGCUUUUGCCGCCGUGCCGCGCUCCCAGGCAGUUCUGGAGCCCCCGCAGGACCUAUAUGGGGUCAGGAACAAUUUCCAUCCUCAGCAGCCUUCUCCAGAGGUGAGUCAUUUAUGCUUAAAUAUUAAAAAAUUCAUUGAAGUGUUUGAGACUGUGGAUGGUCAGAAGGGCCCUGAGGUGCCCCCCAGGCCGUCCCUCUCCCCUGAGCGGAGAGAGUACAUGAAUCUGGCUGCAGUGCCCCGUCUGUCUAGGCCCUCCGUGGACAUGAAGACUCCUUCUCCUGGGGGUAAGGACAGCCCAGAGCAGCGAUCCUUCAGAGACCGACAGAAAUAUUUUGAAAUCGAUGUUAAGACCCAGACACCAGAGAAACCCAAGCCGCGGGUGUCACUUGUAGGAGCAGAUGACCUGAAGAAGAUGAGGGAAGAAGAAGAGCGUAAAUUUGAGCAGCGAGCUCGGGAGUAUCUCAUGGAUGACGAUGAUGAAGAUGAGGAGGACGAGGACCUGGCUAAGCAGGUGGCUCAGAUGAAGGUCACAGGGAAGGUGCUGUUGGAUGGAGUCGAGUACAAAGUGGAGCCUGCUACCUCCCCAUCGCCGCACUGUGCCACACCACCGGGCUACUAUGGCAGCUCAGGGCCAUCCUCAACUGAUGGAAAAGGAGACUCUCAAAGGAAUUCCUUGGAGGACAGUUUCAGAUUGGAGCAGAGGCCAAACUCUAUGACUGGUCUCAUCCCGGUAUACCCUGGGGACUCCUCAGCUCCCAUCCGCACAGCCAAAGCCGAGCGCAGACACCAGGACCGGCUCCGCAUGCAGAGCCCCGAGCUGGCUGUGGCCCAGGAUAAAGACCUGUCCCCAGCUGAAAAACGUGCUCUUGAGGCAGAGAAGAGGGCCAUGUGGAGAGCUGCACGGCCGUAUGAACUAGAGGAGGAUGUUAGGCAGUAUGAGCAGGACUUGGCUAAGCGACUGUACCAGGCGCGUGUGAGGGCCUCUCAGGGCUCUGCUGCUCCCCAGCCCCCUGCCUCCUGCUCCUCUGCGGCCCCUCAGCUCAGAAUGAAGUCUUUGGAGCAGGAUGCAUUGAAAGCUCAAAUGGUCAUUGCCAAGUCUCGUGAUGGGAAGAAACGUGGCACAUUGGAUCAGCUGACUGAAUCACCAUCUCCUGCCCCUACGCCCUCUCCCACCCCCAUCGAAGAUGUGAGUCCACGAAGUGUAACCUCACCAGGCCGACUGUCCCUGUCGUCAAAGAAGUUUGACUACCGACAGUUCGCUGCCAUUCCUUCUUCCAAACCCGUUUACGACAUUCAGACUCCUGAAGCGGUUGACGACAUGCAGUUCAAUGAUGGUUCUCAUAACACAGCGCCUGUUGCCAGCCCAGAGGCAGACCUCACGGUGCCUCUGCCCACAACCUCGGCCCUGGAGGAGAUGGCCCUCUACAGCAACAAGCGCAAACUGAGACAGGGCCGUCGCAGCCUGGAGACCGCUGUGCCCACAUAACAGCAAAUCAGCACCAAAUCCACCGGGCUGCAAAACCCUGUGGAACACCGGUGUACCCACGAGAGGUGUAUGCCCCCUCAACACUAGACCCUGUGUCAGUAGAGCUACCAUUCACUGCACAAACUCACUGACACCCUCUAUCCUGCGUGCCAGCCUUGCCUUUCACAGUCUACGGACAUUGGACAAGAGGAGGCAAGCGUGGUUAGCCUAGUGUGGUUAGCCUAGCGUUUAGUGUGCUUUAGAAGUAUCCGACAUGGCCGAUUGUUUUUUAGUUUUGUUAUUAUUUACAUAUUUUGCACCUCAAAAAUAUAUAUACUGGAAACAAAAAGAUAUGGGUCCUUCUAGCUGUACUAACAUGCUGAAAUAUAUUUUUAGACUUUGAAUAGAUUGUAAAUGUUAAUGGUUUGAGUUGAAAAGGAGUGUAUAUAUUGAUUGGGAACAGCCUGCUACCUUCGCGGCCACAACUGUAGAUUGAUUUUUUUAAAGAAUGGGACAUAUCACGUUUGCACUGCCACUGUUCUGCUUUUUAAAAUGCAUAUCUCUGUGUAAUUUAUUGUUUUAAAAAAAAUAAUGACAUCUACUUCCAAGACAUUUAACAAUAUAAAACUUUUUUAAUAUCUAUGAGAAAACUAUGACCAUAUGUGAUGAUCAAAUCCAUUUCAUAUACUGACUGUGUUACAUUCCCCGUUGUAGAGAGCACAGCAGCAAAAAGUGAAAUCUAUAUUAAUCAAUGGUACUUGUUUUUCAUGCACAUUUUAGUUUUUGUCUCUUUGCAUCCCGAGUUUUAGAGUGACGUGAAGGUAGCAGUUCCUAUAUUUUUCUGUCUUGAGUAAUUUAAAUGAUGCCACUGAAAUCAUUUAUUAUUGUGUGAAUAAUGUACAAAUAUUGAAAGUAUAGUGAACUUUGGGUGUGCAACUGAGCCAGUCUUGACCAUGACUAUAGGCCGGACUGCUGACUUGGGGCUGGGGGCUCUCUGCAUGUUUGAUGAUUGCAAAUGGGAGAGCUAAGAGAGGCCCGCCCAAGUUUAAAAAUCUCUCUAUCAAGACAGAUUUUCCAUCAGAAUCAAAGCUUGUGUUAAUAAUUUAAUGUUGAAUUUUAGUUUUUCAUGUUGCUCUAAUUGACUGAAAUUCAGUUUGUCAGAUAACAUUUGUGAUGGCUUUUUUUAACUUACAGUAGUUAUUUUUUCAUCCGGGUUUCACUUCAGUAAUAAUGCAGUGUUUUUAAGUCUGUUUUCCUUUGUCUAAUCUUUGGGGGCUGUAACCUGCAGAUGGAUCGAUGGUAAAGGGUUCGAGCUCACACAAGACUGUAACUAGUGAAUUUGUACAACCAAAGAAGUCUAUUUUGUGGUUCAGGAAUAAUAAAUUUUACUUUUCAUUUAAGAGGAA